CAUCAGAAGUCGACGUUGGUGAGCAAACUGCAGGACAAAUUGAGCUCUGACCUCCGUACAGUUUUCAGUGAUUGUGUUGACUGUAACUGCAGCUGCACAAACAACUGAUCUCUGUACAGUUUGCCAAUUCUAUCGACACGAAUAGAAAUCUGCUAAAGCUGCGUGUUGUUUUCUGCCUUUAAAACUUUUUAGAAUCGCUUCCGCAUAUCAUGGCGCUGUUUAAAAAAUGGAAGUAGUGUUCAGCCUCGUAUCACUGACUGUCACCAAGGCUUUGCAGAUUUCCGGACUUGUGGACAACAGGAAUGUCCUGAGGACCAGGAAGAUGGAGGAGAAAGCGUUAGAAGUUUACGAUGUGAUUCGAUCGAUCCGAGAUCCAGAGAAACCCAGCACCCUGGAGGAGCUGGAUGUGGUGACAGAGAAAUGUGUGGAGGUCCAGGAGCUCGCAGAGGAUGAGUACCUCAUCAUUAUCAAGUUCUCUCCAACUGUCCCGCACUGCUCACUGGCUACUCUGAUCGGUUUGUGCUUACAAGUGAAGCUACAAAGAUGCUUGCCAUUUAAACAUAAGUUGGAAAUUUACAUUUCAGAAGGAACCCAUUCUACUGAAGAAGACAUUAACAAACAGAUCAACGAUAAGGAGCGAGUGGCAGCUGCCAUGGAAAACCCCAACCUGAGAGAGAUUGUUGAGCAGUGUGUUACCGAACCAGACGACUAAGGGGAGGAAGCUGCAGCUGCUUGAAGCAAACGCUUUGGAGCUGAAAAUUAUUUGUGUUUGUGUAUGUUUAUAUGUCUCCAGAGUACCUGAGAAUAUUAUUCAGAGGAUUCCUGAGCAUCUAUCUCACUGGAGAAGCUUCUGUUGACCCCAAAAAGUUUGCAAGUGCUUGGCAGACUUUUGCAGGGGUUUGAGAGUAAAACUUGAACAUUGAACAGUGAAUCAAAAGCAGGAUUGGGAGCUUGAAAAAACAAAAAACAAGCAAAUGUAUUAUGACUUUCUCAUCAUUCCCAGCUGGACAGCCUCUGGUCUUUGUGGCCGUCUGUUGAGUUCUGCUCGAGGCAACACCAGACACUGUAGGUUAAGUGCGCCAGAGAAAACAGAAAAAAAAACUGUCAUACUUCCAUCUCAUCCUCCAAUCUUUUUUUUUGUUUGUUUUUGAAACACACUCUGCCAUGCUGUAGGCUGAGAAGGAUCUGACUCUUGAUUUCCUUUUGUAUAUUAGAGUAAAAAGUAAAAAGCAUGGAGAUGUUGCCAUCUUUUCUUGCGGUGAUUAAUCAAUAGACAUGUCUCAAAUUGAAGUCUGAGUACAAAAUAUGUCUUUUUCGGAGGAGACAAUUUUUUUAAUGAUGAACAAAAUAAGAUAUUAAAAGCUACUGUAUGUUACCGACAGAAUAAUGGAACAGAAUAAAGCAUGUGUAAUUUUGUUGCAGGUAGCUCUUCUUUUUUACACAGUUUUUAAUCACUUUUUAAUUUGAUUUGCCUAAUUUAUCUAUGUCUAUCAUGGGAUUGUUGCUGAAAAUUCAGCUUUCUUCACAUAAACAGUACAUCACAAUGUUUUGGCAAUUGUCAAUAUUUCUCUGUAUUUAUCUCUUAUAAAUAAAUUGCUUAAUAAAGAGUGUCUAUACAAAAUA
Molecule: messenger RNA, 1623 nt
Organism: Amphiprion ocellaris (clown anemonefish)
Lineage: Eukaryota; Metazoa; Chordata; Actinopteri; Pomacentridae
Gene: ciao2a
Product: cytosolic iron-sulfur assembly component 2A
Exons: 5
Coding region: 227-712 (161 amino acids)
Source: RefSeq, a predicted model, not a curated record